CUGUAGCACUGGAUACUAAAUAUACUGUAACAGCGGUCAGGAGUGUUUCAAGGCAAUAGGGACCUGCCCCUAUCAAGUAGCACAUGAUACCAAACCACAUCAUUCCAAUCUUCAGUCUUUUGCUUUAUUAUCAAAAUAAUAAAAAGGUGCAUACUGUGCAUGUACAUAAAUAAAUACUUCAGUAGUAUCUAUGUGUCAAUCAUCAUCCCAGGCACAUGCACUUAGACAUUCUACUUUUCAACCAAAUUUCAAAAAAUUACAAAGCUUUUGGCAGAUAGCGAGCGGCGUGGGGAUCAUGGAGUUGUAGCAGUCUCGUGUACAUAUCCAAACAUAGAAUUUAAGGGGGCUUCUAUCAUAAUUUUCAUUGCUGUGGACUCAAAUAAUCAGCGGUUCUCGGGGGGGGGGGGGCAUCUCAUCUCAUCUCAGGGCCCCAGGCAAUGGCUUGCUUUGCCUACCCUGUUGCAACACACCCGGCAGCAGUGGCCGCAGGUUCACUACAGCUGCUGACGUGAGGACAAAGUGAUCAACCACUGUGGCCAUUUCUCCAGUCUGGUUUGAGACGGAAGGGGACAGGGGAAGACAAUGACAGCAGCCUGGUCAGAGGAUAUGUUUCUAUUUGCAUGCGUACACCACUCCACCACCACCACCACCCCCUCCCUUUUCCGAGGAACAAUGCUGAAUAGAGGAUUGCCUGAUGUCAUCCGACUUUGCUGCCGCUGAUCUGACACAAAUCAUAAAUCCUUUUUUCUCCCCCAGUUCCUUCCCUGAACUGAUGUAGUCUCCGUCAAUCCCGUGUCACUGAAAUCGGGCUCAUGGACAGAUCCGGUUUCAGAGGAUUUCUUCAAAUGUAGCCCGCAUCCAUCGGUGACCAAUUCCCACAACUCCUUUCCCUUGGGGGGACAAAGGUCGUUUCACAUCCACUUCCUGUGGCUGAGUCAAGUUUUUCAGUCUGAGCGAUCCAUCAAUGCAUUCUCUUGGUGAAGUCACAGACAAAGGACGGGUCUUGAGUCGAGCAUUACCACUUCUCUUUUGUCGUGUGCAGUGGCUGCAGAAAUACAAUGGCUGCAUUUACUGUUGUGUAAGACCCUCGAGAACGAAUACAGAGUGACAAUCAACCGGACCUAAUGUAUGCUGUUGCCAUCACGUCAUUUGGUAGAAAUAUCUUUUACGGUUGCAUUUUCUUCUUGACACAUUUAGUCACUGGCUCUACUGUAACAAGAAAAAGUGUCAAAAACACUUUUCACCCUCUUUUUCCCCCACCACCCGUCAAAUGUCUCACUCCCUCGACCAGUUGAGGGCGACUUCACACAAUUGCAUGUGUGACUGUUAUCAGGUCUGCACAGACUUGACAGCCCACCCUGCAACUGCGGAUUUGAUGUCAUGGCGUCCGACCUACCGAAGCUCCAAGUUUCGAAAUGUCUACGGAAAAGUAGCCAACCGGGAGCACUGCUUCGACGGCGUCCCCAUCACCAAGAACGUCCACGACAACCACUUCUGUGCCGUCAACUCCAAGUUCGUCGCAGUGGUCACCGAGAGUGCCGGCGGCGGCUCGUUCAUGGUCAUACCUGUGGCCCAGUCUGGUCGUCUGGAUUCUCAUUACUCCAAAGUGUGCGGCCACCAAGGCAACGUGCUGGACAUCAAGUGGAACCCUUUCUUUGAAAACAUCAUCGCGUCCUGCUCCGAGGACACAUCGGUGCGAGUAUGGGAGAUCCCAGAGGGCGGCCUGAGGCGCAACAUGACGGAGGCGGUGCUGGAGCUGUACGGCCACAGCCGACGGGUGGGACUGAUCGAGUGGCACCCCACCAGCAGCGGCGUCCUCUUCAGCGCCGGCUACGACUACAAGAUCCUGAUCUGGAACCUGGAGAUCGGCGAGCCUGUGAAAAUGAUCGACUGUCACACCGACGUCAUCCUCAGCAUGUCCUUCAACACGGACGGCAGUCUGCUGGCCACCAGCUGCAAAGACAAGAAGCUGCGAGUCAUCGAGCCUCGCUCCGGCAGGGUCCUGCAGCAAGCCAGCUGUAAGAACCACCGUGUGAACCGAGUGGUGUUCCUGGGCAACUUGAAGCGGCUCAUCACCACAGGGGUUUCCCGCUGGAACACCCGGCAGAUCGCUCUCUGGGAUCAGGAGGAUUUGUCCAUGCCAAUCGUGGAGGAGGAUAUCGACGGCCUCUCAGGACUCUUGUUUCCCUUCUACGACGCCGACACCCACAUGUUGUACCUGGCAGGCAAGGGCGACGGCAACAUCCGUUACUUCGAGAUCACCACAGAGAAGCCGUACAUCCAAUACCUAAUGGAGUUCAGGUCCCCGGCCCCUCAGAAAGGACUGGGCGUGAUGCCGAAGCACGGGCUGGACGUGGCCGCCUGCGAGGUGUUUCGCUUCUACAAGCUCGUCACCCUGAAGGGUUUGAUCGAGCCCGUUUCGAUGAUUGUGCCGAGGAGGUCGGACACGUACCAGGAGGACAUCUACCCCAUGACAGCGGGGACAGAACCUGCGCUGUCCGCCGGCGAAUGGCUGAGCGGCAUCAAUAGAGACCCGGUGUUGAUGUCCCUGAAGGACGGCUACCAGCGGCCCAACCAGUUGGUGUUCAAGGCCCCGGUGAAGGAGAAGAAGAGCGUGGUGGUGAACGGCAUCGACCUGCUGGAGAACGUUCCGCCCAGGACGGAGAACGAGCUCCUGCGGAUGUUCUUCCGGCAGCAGGACGAGCUGCGGCGGCUGAAGGAGGAGCUGACCACCAAGGACGUGCGGAUACGCCAACUGGAGCUGGAGCUCAACAACCUGAAGAACGUUAGCCCCAACAACGUCUGACCUCUCGAACCCCCCUGGACUGGCAAAGCUGCCGCCUUUGCCCCCCCCCCUUCAAAAUCUGACCUCCGACAAACUCCUGAGCCCUCCCGCGCACCCUGCUUUUUUUGAUAUGUCACAUUAUAUCGUUACUUCAUUCCUGCUGCCCCCCCCCCCCGCACAGUGCACACCAUGAUAUGAUUCCUAUUCUAAUCUGGUGCCAUUGCUGGAAUAUAGUGAUAGUGAGAAAUAUGAGAGGAGGCAGUGUUCGUCCAUUUGCCGCCCUCGACGUGAAAUCAAAUGAUGGGGAAAGUUUGAGAUCCAAUCAAUCUGUUUUUACAAAAAUCUAUAUUCUUGAUCUAACAUACGUUGAGUGUUAUGAUCGGCUAUUGCAUAUUUUUUGGGUCCGACCGCCUCACUAUGCCUUUUUUCCGUCCAGGCUAAAACUGGAGGAAAUCGAAAAGACCCGUCACUGGCUCCUAUCUUUCCUCCCUGAGGCCUUAGACCCUGCUGCAGACGCAGUCCGCAGCGAGCCGCCACAUCCUCUCAAAAAUGGCUGACGUGAAGUAGCCGUUGCACCGAGCGGACGAGAGCGGCGCGCGGAGACGCGGAUGGUCGUUUUUCAACGCGGCCGCUUUUUCCUCCCAGUGCGUCUUCGCUCCCGCCGCCUGUAAAUGUUACCGCCCCGUCUCUGUCAUCCAGGCGCAUCCGAGGAGCGGCGGGGUUCCUUCACUCUCGGGGUUUGUCUUCUUUGGUGAGAAUGGUGGGAGAGCAGCUCAGGGAGACACGGAUCCCAGAGGUGGUGGACCUGCAUAACUGCCCAAGUGUCGUCUGGGGGGAAGCUCCGCAGGCCGCCGUUGGGUUGGUUUUUUUUCUUAGGGCUAAUUUCGAAGGCGAUAAUGUAUAUUUGCUUCUAUUUAUUUGUCACAUUUGACCUAUUUUCAGCUAACAACGUGUACAUUUGUUAAUCCCAUUGUUUUUGUACGACGUGGCUGCGCAAGUGAUGAAUGUGACGCUCGAUAAGAUUUGUUGCUGAAUGUUUGCGGCAGAAUUGUUGCAGGGUUUGUGCGAAACUGUACCUCGAAUGGCAUAAAUAACUUUGAGACGAGGUGUGAAAAUAUACUCUUGCCUACUCCUAACAGUACAGAGAGAAGAGACUGUAACGAUAGCCAUCUCUUUACAUUUACUCCAAAGUACAUUACUAUUACUGAGACAUGUUUACCGUAGAUGUGUAGUUUGACUCUAGAGACUCUCCUCCUCCCGCCUGUGUCAUCAGCAGACGUCAGAUAAAUUGUGUUUGAACGAUAUUGUUUUACCAUCAUUUUUUAAAUUUUAUUCAAGAGAAGUAGGCGCCGGAUUAAUAUUCCAUUGAUUCCACUCCAUCAUUACAGCCGGGUUCAAGCAGGUACCAAGAUGAUUCGGCUUAAACAUGCCGAGUGUCUUUUAAGGGGAAAAAAUUAAGUAAUUAAUAAUUAUUAAAAAUAUUUUUUUCCUUUUGUGUUUCAUGAAUAGAGUCAAAAUGUUGAGAAUAAAGUUGAAAAUCAACUCCUUCGGUCCAUCAAAUCCGGAUAAAGAAGAGACCGGGAGCUGUGCGAGAUAAUGUGGUUCCAUCUUAGCGACUUCGUACCGUUUCACUUACUGAACACACAGUUUUAAGCACAAUCUCUUAAAAGCCCGCUGCGAUUACCACCCUGUGUUUGUGUCCUUGUUAGUAAAACUGUUUCUCAAGAACAGUUUCACCAGUUCGUCUGCACAAGGCAUUUCGGAAAGCCAGUCAUAUGUGCUAGCGUGAGUAGUUUGAGACUUCAAUCUGGAUAUUUCAAUUUUAUUCUUGACAUUUUGACAUUAUUUUGGAAAUACAAAAUGGGGGGGAAAAAGUAAUCUCCAUCAUCUCAUUUUGUUUCUCUUAAGCCUGGGCCUAAUACUCUUCUGUAGUCUUUUAACGCAAGCCACGUUCAGCGUGCUCCUGCUGGACACAGAAAAGGGAAAACACAUUAAUGCGUUAAUGUGUUUUAAAGUGAAAGACAAUUGGGAAGUGAGAGGGAUGAGCUGCAGUGGAAGACGGUGAAGUCGCAGCUGGAGUUGCACCGAGGACUGAAAUCCACCACUUGACUGCUUGUUUAUGAGAAGGUCGCAUAAUAAGGUUUGAUGGAUUAAAGCAUUUAACAUGACUGAAAGUACAUUUGUACAAAAUGUUGAAUGGCAUGUUGGGCUUUGACAAACUAGUGUUACAGUGACACUACCUCCAAAAUUUGUUUGGCACUGAACCUGAAGUAAAAACCUGACACAGAA
Messenger RNA from Scophthalmus maximus (turbot), 5074 nucleotides. RefSeq names its product coronin, actin binding protein, 2Ba (gene coro2ba). The record is from RefSeq and is a predicted model, not a curated record. Gene Ontology annotation, biological process: actin filament organization. The transcript is spliced from 12 exons. Gene Ontology annotation, molecular function: actin filament binding. NCBI's taxonomy places the organism in Eukaryota, Metazoa, Chordata, Actinopteri, Pleuronectiformes, Scophthalmidae. Bases 1271 to 2806 code for a protein of 511 amino acids.